AUGGGUGUAGAAGUGGGUUUGGAGGAGUGCGACCGUGAUGGUGACGUAGACGCCGAACUGAAAUCAGAAUCUCCCCGAACCUCGCGUGCACUGUCCGGCCUAACACCACCCACAACCGCUUGCACAGGGCGAGACCUAGCACAAAAGCUCUGCCCCGUGAUCAGUCUUGUUAAAGUGCCGGCGUUAGUAGAUGGCGAGGCUAUCGCGAGGGAUGCCAACAUUUUUGCAUUUCGCAAGGCCAUGCCUCGAAUGGUCAGUUCAAUGACUUUUGAAAAAUUUCAGCCCAAGCCUAUAAAAUACACAAUGUUUCUAACAGUAGCCCCGGGAGAUAUGAUCUCCGUUGACCCUGCAGCUAUCCGUUGCCUCCAAGAGCCUGGCUCCUCUAGGACAGAGUCCGAAUAUGAACACCCCUCAGACUCCGAGUCGAAAUCCGAGUCCUCGGGUCCCUCCCAGCCCAAUCCUUCCGCAAAAACCACUUCCACAAAGUCCUCACUAACUCCUUUUCACCUCCCACCUUACACGGCUCCUUUCAUCUUCGUCCCGCAUAUGCCGAAGUUUCCUUCCCCGCCAUACCUAACGGCACGCCCAGGAUACGAUAAAAUUCCAACGCCCAACAAUGCCGACGGUGAACUUGUUCGGCUGGCAUGGGACUGGUACUCAAAAAUGUGA
Messenger RNA from Suillus paluster, 669 nucleotides. RefSeq lists its product as uncharacterized. NCBI's taxonomy places the organism in Eukaryota, Fungi, Basidiomycota, Agaricomycetes, Boletales, Suillaceae. The coding region runs from base 1 to 669 and encodes 222 amino acids. The transcript has 2 exons. The record is from RefSeq and is a predicted model, not a curated record.